Messenger RNA from Prosopis cineraria, 812 nucleotides. RefSeq lists its product as uncharacterized. Lineage: Eukaryota; Viridiplantae; Streptophyta; Magnoliopsida; Fabales; Fabaceae. The transcript has a single exon. The record is from RefSeq and is a predicted model, not a curated record. Bases 2 to 418 code for a protein of 138 amino acids.
GAUGAACUCUGUCUGGAGAUCGAACUGGAUGAACCAAGGGGAGGAAGGAGUGCCCAUGAAUAUGAUGAGGGCCACGUACAUGAAUCUGUACAAGUGGCCAGAAUCUGAUGCAGAGUUCAUAAGAUGUGUGAGCUCCAACAAGAGAACUGGGAACGCCGCCAUGGUGGACAGCAUCUCCUGCAGACAGAUGUUCCUGAGGAGCUACAGGUUUUCCAGGAAACAGAGUAUUGUUGAGAAGACUCACUCGUGUUUUCAGAGAGUGAAGCGAAGUCUGUGUUACGUGAUGAAGAAGAAGAAGAAGAAGCAGAGAAAGAUUCGGUUUAGGAGGAGGAAGUGCUUGGUUUGGAGGAAACUCAAGGCAAUCUCUUUCUUCACCCUCUUACGGAGGCUCUUGUCAUGCUCUGCUCUGCUUCACUAGUGACAACGUGGUGUGCUUACUUGAGAAUGGCUUUUCAUUAUCGUUUCCAAACCACAAAUUUGAUUCAUUCAUUUAUUUGUUGUGUUAAUUUGUUUUGUUGAUGGUCGAUCGAGAGAGAAGAAGCUGUUGGGUAUGAUUUUACUUUUGUUGUGAGCAUGGUUUGAAUGCCAUAAACGGCAUCGCAGGCAGCUUCGGGACAGAAAGUGCAUAUCGCUAUGGAUCACAGAUUUUUUUAAGGAACCAACCGUGUGUGAAUGGUUAGUUAUCCAGUGAGCUAUACCACCUCCUCUUGAAACGAUCUGAAUUCAAAUUCAACAUUGACAUGGGUUGCGUGGCCCCUCAAAUAAUUAUAUUUUUUAAGAGUAAAAACGGAAAAAAUAUUUUGGUCACUAGA